UGGUACAUAAACAAUUACUUCUGGCGGGCUAUAAAGUCCCGGCAACCCAGACCCCUCGGCCCGCACCUCCCCGGCAGCUGCCCGAAGCCAGACACCAGGUAGGGGCCGGGACGCUACACACCGACCUAUGUUCCUCCGCGCCCACGCCCUCCCCGCGCGCCCUGGGUCACGUGCCCAGACCCAAACGAUCAUCGAGUCUGUCCUCCGGCCUCCCAGAGAGGACUCGGAAGUGUCUUGCAGCCAGCGCGGGCCCUUCCGGCCGGACCGUCCGCGCUUUUGUCCCUCCGGCGGCAGGGCUCCCGCGGCGCCGCCACAGCAUGUCACAUUUGAAGACGAGGGGCACUGAGGAUGAGAAAUCAACUGAAAAGUAUGAAAAUGUUGGAAAUGCAGAAUCUUUGUGGCCAAAAGUGGAAGGUCUUCACAAGGAUUGUAUACAGGAAUAUAAGGUUGGUGAAACUUGUGAUUGCAAUAGCAAGGUAGAAAAUCAGCUGCAAAAUCCUGAGGGAAAAAGAAUGAAGGAAGACAAAAGUGGCAUCACGGAAAAGAUCGACAAAGCCAAGAAUGCAGCAAAUAUAAAGACAGAACGGGAAGACGAGGCAUCUGAGAAAAGCUUACAUCCAAGUUCAAAACAUGUUAUACACCAGACUCUCUCUGUAGAACAGAUAAGCAGUGAACAAGACAGAUGUGUGGAGAACUUUAAUGGAACCUCUCACCCUGGUCUGCAGCAGAAAACCAGUGCUGUUAAGAAGUCACACAAAUGUGAUGAGUGUGGGAAAUCAUUCAAAUAUAAUUCCCGCCUCGUUCAACAUAAAAUUAUGCACACUGGGGAAAAACGCUACGAGUGUGAUGACUGUGGAGGGACUUUCCGGAGCAGCUCCAGUCUUCGAGUCCAUAAAAGGAUCCAUACUGGGGAGAAGCCCUAUAAGUGUGAGGAGUGUGGGAAAGCCUACAUGUCCUACUCCAGCCUUAUAAACCACAAAAGCACCCAUUCUGGGGAAAAGAACUGUAAAUGUGAUGAGUGUGGGAAAUCCUUCAAUUAUAGCUCUGUUUUAGACCAGCAUAAGAGGAUCCACACAGGAGAAAAGCCCUAUGAAUGUGGUGAGUGUGGGAAGGCUUUCAGGAACAGCUCUGGUCUCAGAGUCCACAAAAGGAUUCACACAGGGGAGAAGCCCUAUGAAUGUGAUAUCUGUGGGAAAACUUUCAGUAAUAGCUCCGGCCUUAGGGUCCAUAAGAGGAUCCAUACAGGUGAGAAACCUUAUGAAUGCGAUGAGUGUGGGAAGGCCUUCAUUACUUGCAGAACACUUCUAAACCAUAAAAGCAUCCACUUUGGAGAUAAACCUUAUAAAUGUGAUGAAUGUGAGAAAUCGUUUAAUUACAGCUCUCUCCUCAUUCAGCAUAAAGUGAUCCACACUGGAGAGAAACCUUAUGAAUGUGAUGAAUGUGGGAAGGCCUUCAGGAACAGCUCAGGCCUUAUAGUGCACAAAAGGAUCCACACAGGAGAGAAACCCUACAAGUGUGAUGUCUGUGGCAAAGCGUUCAGCUAUAGCUCAGGCCUUGCUGUUCAUAAAAGCAUUCACCCUGGGAAGAAAGCUCAUGAAUGUAAGGAGUGCGGAAAAUCCUUCAGCUAUAACUCACUUCUGCUUCAGCAUAAGACCAUUCAUACUGGAGAGAGACCUUAUGUAUGUGAUUUGUGUGGGAAAACUUUCAGGAACAAUUCAGGCCUAAAGGUCCACAGGAGGCUCCAUACUGGGGAAAAACCAUAUAAGUGUGACGUGUGUGGGAAAGCCUAUAUCUCACGCUCUAGCCUUAAAAACCACAAAGGAAUCCAUCUUGGGGAAAAGCCCUAUAAAUGUACCUAUUGUGAGAAAUCUUUCAAUUACAGCUCUGCCCUUGAACAACAUAAAAGGAUUCAUACAAGGGAGAAACCUUUUGGGUGUGAUGAGUGUGGAAAAGCCUUCAGAAAUAAUUCAGGCCUUAAAGUACAUAAACGGAUCCACACUGGGGAGAGACCUUACAAAUGUGAAGAAUGUGGGAAAGCCUACAUCUCACUCUCAAGCCUUAUAAAUCAUAAAAGUGUACACCCUGGGGAAAAGCCCUAUAAGUGUGACGAGUGUGAAAAAGCCUUCAUCACAUACCGAACCCUUAUAAACCACAAAAAAAUCCAUCUUGGGGAGAAGCCCUACAAAUGUGAUGUAUGUGAGAAAUCUUUUAAUUACACUUCACUCCUUUCUCAACACAAAAGGGUCCACACUAGAGAGAAACCUUAUGAAUGCGACAGGUGUGAGAAGGUCUUCAGAAACAACUCCAGCCUUAAAGUGCAUAAAAGAAUCCAUACUGGGGAGAAGCCCUAUGAGUGUGAUGUAUGUGGAAAAGCCUACAUCUCACACUCAAGCCUUAUUAACCAUAAAAGUACCCACCCUGGCAAGACACCUUUCACAUGCGAUGAAUGUGGAAAAGCUUUUUUCUCAAGCAGAACUCUUCUAAGCCAUAAAAGAGUCCAUCUUGGGGAGAAGCCCUUCAAAUGUAUCGAGUGUGGGAAAUCUUUUAAUUACAGUUCACUCCUUUCUCAACACAAGAGGAUCCACACAGGGGAAAAACCUUAUAUAUGUGAUAGGUGUGGGAAGGCGUUCAGGAACAGCUCAGGCCUCACAGUGCAUAAAAGGAUUCACACAGGCGAGAAACCCUAUGAAUGUGAUGAGUGUGGGAAGGCAUACAUCUCACACUCAAGUCUCAUUAACCAUAAAAGUGUCCAUCGUGGGCAGCAGCCCUAUAAUUGUGAGUGUGGGAAGUCCUUCAAUUACAGAUCAGUUCUUGACCAACACAAAAGGAUCCACUCUGGAAAGAAGCCAUACCGAUGUAAUGACUGUGGGAAGGCUUUUAAUAUCCGAUCGAAUCUCACCAAGCACAAAAGAAUCCAUACUGGAGAGGCGUCUUUCAGUGUGACCUCUGUGGGGAGUCACAGUGAUACAUCACAGAAGAUAAUUUAUGAGGGAGGGAGUACUCUGGAUAUGACCAACAUGAGCUUAUCUGUAGGUGGCCGAGCUUACCAAGUCUCAGGUCAAAUGGAAGAAAAACCUUAUGAAUGUAUGAACAUCUGAGCUCUUUGUUCAUUUGUAAUUUACACAAUGUACAUGAGACUACCAGUGCUCUUCAGGGCGAUCUGCAUCACAGCCAGCAAAGAAGACUCCAGUGUCAAGAUAGUUGAGCCUGAAUGGGACACAGUUUGUCCUGGGAUAAAACCGAUCCAAGUAACAAUGAUUUAAAAACCUUCCAAACAAGCAGACAUUUCUGGGACAUAAAACACAUGGAUGAGGAAAGAACUUAGAGGUCAUAUAAUUACCAUCAGAAAGCUCAUAUUUGGGUAAAUUUUGUGAAUAGAAAUGGGGGAAAUUCAGGUAUAGCUUUGAAUCCUAAUUAUACAUUGGUUGGUGGGAAAAAUACAAGGAGGGCCUCCAACAGGCAAAUUCAGGAGAGAGAUAGGCUUCAGGGAAUAAAAACUUAUUUAAUAGUGGUGAUUGCAAAGUAUAAAUUUGAUAUAAUUGAGUAAUUUGUGAGGGGUGAUGAUAAAUUUUGAAACAAAAUUGGAUUUGUUGUAGGAAGAAUAAAAAGUAUAGACAUGAAUCUAGCAGGAAAUAGUAAUUUUAAAAAUGUAAGUUGAUUGGACUAUAUGGUUGUAGUGAAAUACUCUGGGCAAAACUUUUUAAAAAUUUUCAAAUGAACCCCCUCAAUGAAUGAUGAAGUGUGGUGAAUGAAAACAUCACACAUUAUGCUACACAUACAAGGUUCUACCAUAACCAGAAAUUCAGCAAUUAAAUAACUAAUGGAACACGUCUUCAACAUGAAUUUGCACCUACAAAAAAAUAUUUGAUUCAGGGAUUCCUGUGAAUAGGAAUGCUGAGAAAGAGAUUUUAUUAGAAAAGCUAGAAAGCUAAGUACCUAUUGAUAAUUGAGGGAUUGGAGGAAAUUCAUGAUUCUUAAUAUUCCUGUUAAAUAUUUGGUUGUUUUGGAAUGUGUUAUUGUAAAGAUUUCAUGCACUACAUGUGUGUAUUGUCUGUUGUAAAAUGUUAUGAAUACUUUGUUCAGGGCUCACUCUGUCUUGGCCGUGAAAAGCCAGAUAGAUAUGGUGAGGUAAGGUGGAAGUCCAAUAAAGAAACUCCUCAAAAGUAAA
Messenger RNA from Mustela lutreola (European mink), 4168 nucleotides. RefSeq names its product ZFP62 zinc finger protein (gene ZFP62). Gene Ontology annotation, biological process: regulation of transcription by RNA polymerase II. The transcript has 2 exons. The record is from RefSeq and is a predicted model, not a curated record. Gene Ontology annotation, molecular function: RNA polymerase II cis-regulatory region sequence-specific DNA binding; DNA-binding transcription factor activity, RNA polymerase II-specific. NCBI's taxonomy places the organism in Eukaryota, Metazoa, Chordata, Mammalia, Carnivora, Mustelidae. Bases 318 to 3098 code for a protein of 926 amino acids.